Molecule: messenger RNA, 1266 nt
Organism: Talaromyces rugulosus
Lineage: Eukaryota; Fungi; Ascomycota; Eurotiomycetes; Eurotiales; Trichocomaceae
Exons: 7
Coding region: 1-1266 (421 amino acids)
Source: RefSeq, a predicted model, not a curated record
AUGCUACUGAAAGAAAAAUUACGGCUGAAUAACCCAUGGACCCAGAAUUUUAUCUCUGGUGUUAUCCUGUUCCUCACUGUUGGCAUCUAUCUGGCGGUCAUUGGUCUUGGUGCAGGAGGAGGGAAAGCAAGUUCCGCUCAUGUUGCAACCAUUACGUAUACGUCCAUAUACGCCGUCUUUGCUGUUACCGGCUUCUUUGGUGGCAGUAUUAUGAACACGCUCGGACCGAGAUGGACAAUGACAAUAGGUUCACUGGGAUAUCCCCUCUAUAUUGCGAGUCUUUGGUACUAUGAUGUAACCGGGCAUGAAUGGUUUCCACUUAUGGCUGGUGUAUUCGGAGGCGCUGGUGCCGGCCUCCUCUGGACAGUUUCUGGUUUCAUCCACUGGAACACCAUCGAAUCCUCGUUUAAGACUUGGCAUACUAGGGCUACAAUGAUUGUCUCGCCUCGGAAGAUUAUCCGAGAAGAUGGAACUCAUCUUGCGGUCUUCACUGCGACUGAAUUCAGAACCGAACUCAAGGGAUGUGUUGAGUUAUUGAAAGACUGGAGGAUUGUUGCUCUUAUUGUCCCGAUGAUAGCCACGGAGAUGUCAUCAGCAUUGAUUCCCACGCUGAGCGCUUAUUCCUUUAACCUCCGCACGCGAUCAUUGAAUAAUGUCCUUUUCUGGGCCAUUCAAAUACCGGCAACUUUUCUCUAUGGGCUUGUGUUAGACAAUUCACGGUUUCGUAGACGUAUUCGGGGCUUGACAGCACUCAGUAUUGCCCUAGUCAUGGUCAUUAUCAGCUGGUCAUUGUCAAUCAUUAUUCAGGUAAAACACCAUCUGAAACGUGACCUCCCUUCUCCUGCUUGGGACUGGACAGACUCUGCCUUUGUGGAAUUCAGUAUCAUGGUCAUAUUCACCGGAAUUUCGUAUGCUAUUGAUCAAAUGGUUGUCAUGUGGGUCAUUAGCUCUUUCAGUAAUGAGCCCAGAUUGCUUGCCAGAUAUGGUGGAUUUUUCAAGGGAAUGUUGAGCGCAGGUUUGUGCAUUGCCUUUGGAAUGGAGUCUGGAAAGGUUUCCUACCUGAACCAAACAAUUACCCAGAGUGUUUUGAUGAUCAUUUCCUUCCCGAUUAUGUAUUAUAUUGUCAUGAAAUGUGUCCUUGAUACUAAUUACUUUACCGAGGACAAUGUUAUUCCUCCCCAGCAUGUGGGCAGUGAGAAAGUCCAAAUACUUAAUAUUGAGGACUCGGAGGGAAAAGCCGACGGUGAAGUAAUCAACUUGGACUAG